CAGAAACCGUUUUGUUCACCUUUCUAUACUGUUUUUAAAGUGAAAAAUAUUAAUUUACUUAGAUUAUUUUUAAUAAUUUUUAUAUCAGCGAUGCUUUAUAGCAUUAAAACAUUGAAAUACGAUAUUUGAUGGAUCAUUUUUUGUGCUACAAAAGUAUAAUAAUUCGCUAUAAUUCUGUGACCUAACCUCAAAAUUUUUAUUUAUAACAAAAAAGUUAAAUGUUUUGUUUAAAAAAUGUGUUGGUAUUGAUUUGAAAUAUGUUAUCUGUUGGGAAAAUAAAUGUUUUCAUUUAUUUUUGAAUUAUAAUAAUAAUAACAACUGAAACAAAUUUUUUUCAAAAUGGAUAAAAAUUCAUCAACAACACCAAAAACAACACCUAAAAACAAAUUCAAAAUCAAAAGGAUUGGUGUAACUCCAGACAGUGACAAGAAGUCGAAUUUAAAUUCUGUAGCAGGUGCUCGUUUUAUUUCUCGUCACAAAUCUACGACGAGUUUGCACGAUCUUUCUCUCAAUGUUACUUCAGCUUCGGCACUUAAGAGAAAAAUUGGUAGUACUCGUCAAUCUCUAGCACCAACGAGUUUAGUUAAUUCUUUUGGAUUAAAAAAAAUUGAACCCGAUAAUGCAGAUACAGAAACUGGUUUACUUUAUGAUGAUUAUUUAAGAACGUUAAUGGCUGAUGUUCUAGUUAAAAAGAAAGCAAAGGAAAAUGAAAAGAAAAUUUUAAAUCAAUUAGCGUCGUUAAGUAAAGAGCAAGACUUGGGUGAUGAAAAAUUGAUGAAAAUGAAAUCAAGGGAAAAGGACAUUAAUUAUUUGUCUGCUUUACAAAAUUAUCUCGAUACUUUAGUUACACAAAUUAGAUCAGAAUGUGAAGUUCUGAACGAUUCUUCCGUGAAGGAUGAUCUCGACAAUUUGCGACUUCAAUUGAGUCCAUUUGAUUUUUUACGAUGCCAAGGAAUUGAUCUUCCAUUAACGCCGGCUGAACAAUGCAAGUUUGAAGAAACUCUAAAUCAAUGUUAUAAAACAAUAAAAGAAGUUUGUGAUUUAAUGAAGGAUAAAGGUGAUAAUCUUGAAAAAGUGAAAUUUGAACUUGAAGAAUCUAUUGAUAUUCAAAGAAAAAUUGAGAGUCUUCAAAAAAAUCUUCAUUCGUCAAUGAAUAAUUUACAAAUAUCAGUUAUGAAAUCGUCAUCGCAAUCGUUUGCCGAGAAUAUGCCUUAAAAUGUAACUAGAAUAGAAAUUUAUUUAUUAAAUGUGGCCUUACGGUAAGAAUUAAUAAUUACUAUUUUGUGAUAAUUAUAAUAAUAAUAAUAAUAAUCGACACUUGUUUGUAAAUAUACAUUUUCGAAAUGAUAAAUUUGUAUAUUUCAGUGCCAAGAAUACAAUUUUUUAUAAUUAA
Molecule: messenger RNA, 1393 nt
Organism: Leptopilina boulardi
Lineage: Eukaryota; Metazoa; Arthropoda; Insecta; Hymenoptera; Figitidae
Exons: 4
Coding region: 340-1215 (291 amino acids)
Source: RefSeq, a predicted model, not a curated record